ACCGAUAAAUUUGGAUCAAAUAUAAAUGAAAUAAAAACUAUCAGAAGAAAGGGACACAAUGGAAGAUGGGCUAAUUGUAGUUAAACAUGGAAUCGGUAAAUCAGAAGUUAAACUUGGAAAAGAAGAAACAUUGGACGAAAAUAUUACAACAGAAAAUGUUCUGAUUAAACAAGAGAUCGAUUUAGAAGAAAUAUUUAUUAAAGAAGAAAUAUCAGAAGAAAGUGAUAAUUUAGAACAUGAACUAAUUACAGCUGAAUAUGAAACUGAUGAAUUAGAAGAUUCUGCUUCAAGAUUUCAAGAAAAUAAACCAUAUUCAUGUGAGUUUUGUGACAAAACAUUUACGUUAGCGAGUAGUUUAAAAAGACAUCAACGAACUCAUAAUGGAGAAAAAUCAUUUUCAUGUGAAAUUUGUGAUAAAAAAUUUAGUCAAAAAGCUUAUUUAGCUCAACACAAACGAAUUCACACUGGAUUCAAACCAUUUUCCUGUAACAUUUGUGAUAAAAAAUUUACUAAGUAUCCCAAUUUAAUUAAUCAUUUACGGACUCAUACUGGUGAAAAACCAUUUUCAUGUGAUAUUUGUGGUAAAAAAUUUACUGUGGUGAAUGGUUUGAAUAGACAUAAAGUGAAUCACACCGGAGAAAGGGCAUUUACUUGUGAAAUUUGUAAUAAAUCAUUUACACAUAACAAUUAUUUAAUUGGGCAUCAACGAAUUCAUACCGGGGAAAAACCAUUUUCGUGUAAAUAUUGUGAUAAAAAAUUUACACAGUAUCCCAAUUUAAUGGAUCAUAUACGGACUCAUACAGGUGAAAAACCAUUUUCCUGUAAAAUUUGUGAAAAAAAAUUUAGUUGGCAAAGUAGUUUAAUUAGUCAUAAUCGAAUUCACACGGGAGAAAGACCUUUCUCGUGUGAGAUUUGUGAUAAAACUUUUACGCAACAUAGUAGUUUGAAGACACAUCAUAAAAAAUUUCACACUGGGAAAAAACGUCUUUCAUGUGAAAUUACUACAGAAGAAAAUGUACAAAUUAAAGAAGAAAAUGAAACCGAUAACUUAGAAGAUUCUACUUCAAGAUUUCAAGCAAAUAAACCAUUUUCAUGCGACUUUUGUGACAAAAGAUUUAAAGAUCGAAGAAAUUUAGUUGUGCAUCAUCGAGUUCAUACCGUUUGUGACAAAAAAUUUAGUUUGCAAAGUAUUUUAGAUAGACAUAAAAUAAUUCACAUCCAAGACAAUCGUGCCGAUGAAGUUUUUGAAGAAGAAAACGUUUUGAUUAAAGAAGAAUUAAUUGACAUCGAUGAAAAACCAUUUUUACUUGGCUUGAAUGAUGAAAAACUUGAAAAAAAUAAUAAAUUUAAUGAAGAAUACACAAAAAAUGAAGUCAUUGGAGAAGAAAAUGUUCAAAUUAAAGAAGAAAUAAAUUUGGAACAAGUUUUGAUUAAAGAGGAAGCAUUCGAAGAAAAUAACCCAAUGGAACAGCUGAAGCAUGCAACCGAUCAAUUUGAGACUAUAACUGUUUCAAAACGUCUAAAAAAUAAAAAAUAUUCGUGCGAUUUUUGUCAUAUGGCAUUCAGUCGACGAUUUAGUUUAAAAAGACAUCAUACCAUUCACGCGAGAGAAAGACUUGAUAAAAGAAAUGAAAUUAUCGAAGAAGAAAAUGUACAAAUUAAAGAAAAUUUAAUAAAAUUAGAAGGAAAUUACCUAAAUACAACUGAGAAUGAAAACAUUAAAUUGAAAGCUAAAACUGUUUCAAAAUCUCGAAAAAACAUACCAUAUUCUUGUGAUUUUUGUAAGAAAACCUUCAGUCGACGAAGUAAUUUGAUUAAACAUAAACGAAUUCAUACCGGAGUAAAGCCAUUUUCUUGUAAAAUUUGUGAUAAACAAUUUCGUUGGCGACAUAGUUUAAUAAGUCAUAAUCGAAUACACACGGGAGAAAGACCUUUCUCGUGUGAGAUUUGCAAUAAAACAUUUACUCAACAGAGUAGUUUGAAUACACAUAAAGAAAUCCACAAACAAAUGGAUCUACUGAAAGAUCCAACCGAUCAAUUACAGAAAAGAACUGUUCCAAAACGGCAAAAGAACAAAAAAUAUUCAUGCGAUUUUUGUAAGAAAAUCUUCAGUCGACGAGGGAACUUAAUUGAACAUCAACGAACUCAUACUGACGAAAAACCAUUUUCUUGUAAAAUUUGUGAUAAACAAUUUCGUUGGCCACAUAGUUUAGUGAGUCAUAAUCGUAUUCACACGGGAGAAAGACCUUUCUCGUGUGAGAUUUGUGAUAAAACAUUUACCCAACAGAGUAGUUUGAAUACACAUAAAGAAAUUCAUACGAGGGAAAAAUGUUUUUCAUGUGAAAUUUGUAGUAAAAACUUUAAUCACAGAACGUCUUUAGUUCGUCAUAAACGAACUCAUUCCGUUCACCAGCAAACUGGUUUAAAUUUAACCCAUGAAGUGUUCGAGGAGGAGAGUGAUUUGAUUAAAGAAGAAUUUGACGAUGGAAAACUUGAAGAAGAAAACACGAAAAAUGAAAUUCUUUUAGAAAAAAAUAAUCACAUCAAAGAAGAAGUGAAUAAAGAGCUAGUUGUGAUUAAAGAAGAAACCUUAGAAGAAACUGACUCAAUGGAACAGCUGAAAGAUACAACCGAGCAAUUAGAAGAUUCUGCUUCAAAAUCUCAACAAAACAAACCAUAUUCUUGUGAUUUUUGUAAUAAAAGAUUUAGUUUGAAAAGUGUUUUAAUUAUCCACAAACGAAUUCAUUCUGGAGAAAAGCCAUUUUCAUGUGAAGUUUGUGGCAAAAAAUUUACUCAACAAAGUUCGUUAAAAACACAUCAAGUAACUCAUACUGGUGAAAAAACAUUUUCAUGUGAUGUGUGUGACAAAAAAUUUAGUCUUCAAAGUGUUUUAAUUGUCCACAAACGAACUCAUACGGGAGAAAAACCAUUUUCAUGUGACGUAUGUGACAAAAAAUUUUCUCAAUAUAGCACAUUAAAAACACAUAAAGUAACUCACACGGGAAAAAGAACAUUUUCAUGUGAAAUUUGUGAUAAAAAAUUUAAUCAACAAACUAAUUUAAAUAGACACCAAAUGGUUCAUACUGGUGAAAAACCAUUUUCUUGUGAAAUUUGUGGUAAAAAAUUUGGUCAAAAAAAAGAUGUAAUACAACAUAAACGAAUCCAUACCGGUGAAAAAUCAUUUUCAUGUGAAAUUUGUGAUAGAAAAUUUAUUCAACCUGGUGCGUUAAAAAGACAUAAAGUAACUCACACUGGAGAAAAACUAUUUUCAUGUGACGUUUGUGAUAAAAAAUUUACUCAUAAAAGUAGUUUAAUCAAGCAUAAAAGAAUUCAUUCGGGUGAAAAACCGUAUUCAUGUGAUUUUUGUAAUAAAGCAUUCAAUCGACAAAGUAUUUUAAUUGUACACAGACGAACUCACACGGGAGAAACACCAUUUACUUGCGAAGUUUGUGGGAAAAAAUUUAGUCAUAAAAGUAGUUUAAGUAAACAUAAAACAAUUCACAUCCAAGACGAUCGUAUCAAUGAAGUAUUUGACGAAGAAAAUGAUUUAGUUAAAAAAGAUGCUGAAAAACUAUUUUCACUUGACUUGGAUGAUAAAAAACUUGAAAAAAAUAAUAAAUUUAAUGAAGAAUUCACAAAAAAUGAAGUCAUUGAAGAAGAAAAUGUUCAAAUUAAAGAAGAAAUAAAUUUGCAACAAGUAUUGAUUAAAGAGGAAAUAUUUGAAGAAAAUGACACAAUGGUGGCGAUGAUAUAA
Messenger RNA from Chrysoperla carnea, 3754 nucleotides. RefSeq names its product zinc finger protein 208-like. The record is from RefSeq and is a predicted model, not a curated record. Gene Ontology annotation, biological process: regulation of DNA-templated transcription. Bases 59 to 3754 code for a protein of 1231 amino acids. Gene Ontology annotation, molecular function: DNA-binding transcription factor activity, RNA polymerase II-specific; RNA polymerase II cis-regulatory region sequence-specific DNA binding. The transcript has 2 exons. NCBI's taxonomy places the organism in Eukaryota, Metazoa, Arthropoda, Insecta, Neuroptera, Chrysopidae.